This is a messenger RNA of Pteropus alecto (black flying fox), 2126 nucleotides long. It is a transcript of the gene ZNF684, whose product is annotated as zinc finger protein 684. Gene Ontology annotation, cellular component: nucleus. Gene Ontology annotation, molecular function: RNA polymerase II cis-regulatory region sequence-specific DNA binding; DNA-binding transcription factor activity, RNA polymerase II-specific. The record is from RefSeq and is a predicted model, not a curated record. The transcript has 5 exons. Gene Ontology annotation, biological process: regulation of transcription by RNA polymerase II; central nervous system development. Lineage: Eukaryota; Metazoa; Chordata; Mammalia; Chiroptera; Pteropodidae. The coding region runs from base 200 to 1336 and encodes 378 amino acids.
UCUACGUGGGCAGUUACUUCCGCACAUACCCAGUGGCGUGGUAGCCAAUGUUCCGUAAUCUUCGAACCAGCCCCGCUUGUGAGUGGGUGUUGCUCCUCGAGUCUCUGGGAGAUGUCUGUAAACUGAAUUAGGGUUUAGGGCCGGAGCUGGGAGCGUGGCGGUGAAAGGCUGAUCGAUCUCUGUGCAAGAGUUGCAGAAAAUGAUCAACUUCCAGGGAUCAGUGACAUUCCAGGAUGUGGCUCUGGACUUCACCCCAGAGGAAUGGCAGCUGCUUGACUGUGAUCAGAGAACCUUGUAUUGGGAUGUGAUGUUGGAGAACUUUAGAAACCUCAUCUCAGUGGGAGGUCCGGUUACCAAAACAAAAGUGAUCUUCAAGCAAGGGCAAGAACCACAGAUGGUGGAGAGAGAGAACCCAUAUUGGAGCCAUCCGGAAGCCGAGUGCCCACAUGUUGAUGCAUCAGAGAAGCACCAGGAAAGCAAGGACAGUUUUUUGAAUUCAGUUUUGUUUACAUUCAAUAAAAUUCUGACUAUGGAGAGACUCCAUGGUUAUAAUAUGAGCACAAGUCUUAAUCCUACAAGAAAAAGAUCAUAUAAAUGCAAAUCACAUGGAAAGAGUUUUCAACCCACUUUAGACUUACUUAAUUAUAACAGAUUGUAUACUGGAGAAAACCUUUAUGAAUGCAAGGAAUGUGGGAAAGCCUCCAAAAAGAAGUUUCAUGUCAUUAGACAUGAAAAAAAUCAUACAAGAAAAAAACACUUUGAAUGCAAUGAGUGUGGUAAAGCCUAUAGCAGGAAGGCACACCUUGCAAAUCAUCAGAAGGUUCAUAGUGGAGAGAGACCCUUUGUGUGCAAUGAUUGUGGAAAAGCUUUUAUGCAUAAAGCACAGCUCGUGGUCCACCAGAGACUUCACACUGGAGAGAAACCUUACGAAUGCAGUCAGUGUGGGAAAUCGUUCACUUGGAAUUCCUCCUUUACUCAACAUGUGAAAUCUCAUACACUGGAGAACUCAUUUGAAUGUAAAGAAUGUGGAAAAACCUUCAAGUACAGUUCAUCCCUUUACAAACAUUCCAGGUUUCAUACUGGAGAGAAACCAUAUCAAUGUAUCGUAUGUGGCAAAGCCUUUGGCAACACAUCUGUGCUUGUUACACAUCAAAGAAUUCACACAGGAGAGAAACCUUAUGGAUGUAUUGAAUGUGGCAAAGCCUUCAUCAAGAAGUCUCAUCUCCUUAGACAUCAGAUCACUCAUACAGGAGAAAAGCCUUAUGAAUGUAACAAAUGUGGGAAAGCAUUUUCACAGAAGUCAAAUCUUAUUGUACAUCAGAAAAUUCACACAUAAUAUUCACUUAUGAAUAUGAGAAAGCCUUAGAUAUCGAAUAAAUCUUAUUAAAUAGAGAAUUCAUGGUGAGGUGAAAUCCAUGAAUUUGAGUGAAUUUGGAAAUGUAGAUUCCCAUAAAAAGAUAGUCAAUGCCAAUCAUGUUCUGGAAGUGAUAAUAAAGAUUCUAUAGAAAAGAUCACAGAAAACAUUGAAUUAUAAAUAAUAGAGCAUAGAACUUAGAAAGAAAGCAUAAAUUAAGGAAUCAGUGAAAACCGAAUUUACCAUAUCUUUAUUUUUAUAACAUUAUAUAAUUAUGUAAGUGAAUUUAAAAUGUUUAUAUGUUAUACUAAAUUAUAUAAAGUUUCUGCAGUAAAUAUCACCACUUUUCUUCUAACAACAUACAAGUGAAAAAAAUGUGUUUUGAUAUCUAGUAUGAAUUUCAGUAAUAUUUUCUCCCAUUCGCUGGCACUUUUAAUGGGCAUGGCAGUGUUACUGAAUUAGUGUCUCCUCUUUAAUUAUAAAACUUGUUAUAAAGAUACUUUCCUAUGUAUGUAAACACCAAAACAAAAAAUUUAACAAGAUACCAAUUGAGAGGGAAAAAGCAAUUGUAUUCUGUAGUGCAAUAAGCAUUCAGUUCAGGGAAAGAAGUAUUUAAAUAAGUAUGUAAUUAAAACAUUUACACUCAAACAUUCCUGUUCUUUUUCAUUGGUGUAUCUACAUAAGAUGUAAGCGCAGUUCAAAUAGUAUUUAACUGAGGUGUCUGUAUUUGAUUUUAAUAAAGUAGGGUGUCAUGAUAUCUUGCAACCUUCGA